CAGUCUUAUCUCAGGUGUCAAUUUUAGAAGACGCGGUUGGGUACCUGGCAAUCACCGACAGUCAUUAAUUCCGUGGACGUGUGCGUUGGUUGUCUCUCCUUCGUAGCGCGUGUCAGCUGUUUCGGAUUAUGUCUUGUCUGGAAGGUAUGGUCCUAGCGAGGUGGUUGACCUUCCUGACCGCCGCCCUCUCGCUCGCCCUGCUCGCCCCCCCCGCCGCCGCCUCCGCCAUGCCCCUGGUCCCGAGCCUCCCCAAGACCGUGGAGGAGGAGGGCGUGUCCCUCGUCAACAUCUGGAGCCACGCCCUCAGGAACCAGAAGGACGAGGGCGGGAGUCCCCUCGUGAGGAGCGAACCAGGUCCCAAGACGAUCCUGGCCCCGAGCCCCUUCUUGAUGAUGAACCUGGUGCCCCAAGACGCGGCCCACCCGCUCUACAGCAACAAGUACGCCGACCUCCGCACGGAGUUCCUUCUCGACUACAUGCUGGAGGCCGACGUCUCUCCCGACGACCCCAAGAUGGCGGAGGAGGAGGGGCUGACGGUGCCCAAUCUGUUCGGGAAGUCGAUCACCUUUAGGAAGGAUGCCGACGGGAAAGUGAGCAUCGAGGGGCAGGCCGUGGAAGACUCGAAGAAGCUCUCAGACGGCCUCGUGGUCUACCAGCUGCCGGGCUUCCUCUUCGACCACCGGGAGCGCGUCCGGGAGGCCUUCGAGCUGCUGCAGAAGGAGACCCCGAGAUACGGUCCCAUGGGGAGGCCCCUGAAUAUGCCUAUGCCGCCAAUGAAACCGCCACAGUAAGAAAUUGCCGACCAAAGGUUUUAGUCAAUCAGAAUUUUUUACCUGAAAUUUGAAUUUUACCUGAAAUUUGAUUUUGUUCUGUGGAUUUCAACUUUUUAAAGAAACAUUUUGAUAGAAUGAUCGGAAGACUACCAGAUUGAAUAAAGGAAAAUAAUAAAAUUGAAUAAUAAUUAA
Molecule: messenger RNA, 965 nt
Organism: Penaeus vannamei (Pacific white shrimp)
Lineage: Eukaryota; Metazoa; Arthropoda; Malacostraca; Decapoda; Penaeidae
Source: RefSeq, a predicted model, not a curated record